Messenger RNA from Mycena citricolor, 1871 nucleotides. The record is from the annotation of a GenBank genome assembly. Lineage: Eukaryota; Fungi; Basidiomycota; Agaricomycetes; Agaricales; Mycenaceae.
UUGGUGUCAUCCCGUUUCUGUGGUUUUGCCUAGUGCACCACCUUCUAUCACGCCGACACAGGUGUCUUUCAAUCAGGUCCGCUCUCAGUAGUUCCCUCAAGCCCUCAAAGCAUCCCCUUCCUUUGCCAUCGUUCUUUGCCCCAUCAUGUUCUCCAAACGCACCUUCCUCGCUCUUUGCACCCUCGCGGCGUCCUCUGUCUCUGUGCAGGCCAAGCAGAGCUUCGAGACUGAGACCUUCUGUGCUACCGCUACGAUCGCUAUCAGCACCGUCGUCCACACGCACACCCAGACCGUGGUCAGCACCCACACAGUGACGAGCACCGCCGUCUCAUCCACCAGCACGUCCGCCUCAUCUUCUUCUGGCUCCAGCUCGAGCAGCAACAACAGCGGAAGCAGCAGCAGCAGCAACAACAACAGUGGAAGCAGCAGCAGCAGCAGCAACAACAACAGCGGAAGUAGCAGCAGCAGCAGUAGCAGCAGCUCUGGAUCCAGCAACAACUCCGGCAGCAACAACUCCGGAAGCGCGGUCACCACCUCCGACAGCGUGGCCGCUUCGACAUCCUCCGCGGUCCUGGCUCUCUCUACCGCGGGUUCGAGCACCACUACUGCCGUUUUGGCCACGUCCACCGGUGGUGUCACAGAUGCGACCGCCGCCCAGACCUCGCUCACCCUGGACCCGAAUGUCAUUUGCACCAACUUCACCGACGACGGACAGAAUCCUCCGGUGACAGGUCAAAGCGCAUCGCAGACCUCGACGAACAACUACAUCAACUUCUGUGCCCUGACGCUGCCGGGCACGCCGUUGACGAACGGCGCCCAGGUCACCACUGGGUCCUGCAACCCCGUGCCGAUCGGUUCGAUCCCCUCCACUAGCAACAUGCCCUCGUCCAAGUUCCAGUUCCCGAAGAACUUCGGCACGGUUGAUGCGUUGGUUCCGUUCAACCUGACGAUGAAGAUCCGGGGCCUGCAGACCGGUGCAUUCACGAACGCGGCGUCGACGUACUACGCUGCCCCGCAACAGCUGAACUCGGCCGGCCAGAUCAUCGGUCACACUCACUUUGUCGUCGAGAGCCUGACCACGAUCGACCAGACUACCCCGAACGACGCACGCAAGUUCGUCUUCUUCAAGGGUAUCAACAACGCCGCGGACGCCAACGGCCUGCUCUCCACCUCUGUGACCGCUGGUCUGCCCGUGGGCUCGUACCGUGUUUGCUCGAUCAACACUGCGAUGAACCACCAGCCGGCAAUUGUCCCGAUUGCCCAGCACGGUUCUCUUGACGACUGCAGCUAUUUCAGCGCUGUUGCAGGCAAGAACGCCACCGUGGCGGCUGUGUCCGUGUCUGCGUCUGCAUCUGCCUCGGCAUCGGCCGUUUCUGCCUCUGCGUCCGCCGUGUCUGUCGCCGCCUCGGCCGUGUCCGCAUCCGCAUCUGCUGUCGUCGCGUCGGCCUCGGCUGCCGCGUCUGCUGUUGUCUCUUCCGCCGCCGCCGCGCCCAGCGCAGCUGUCUCGAGCGCCGUCGCUGCCAGCUCUGCCGUCGCACCCAGCGUCGCCGCGUCCAGCGCCGUUGCCGCGAGCGCGGUUCCCUCGGCUGCUGCGUCGAGCGUGGCCGCCCCCGAGGCGUCUGCCAGCGCCGCUGUGAAGGGCAAGACGGGUGGCAAGCGCCGCCGGUUGAUGGGUCGCCGCCUGUCGAACUUCUAAAGCGCGAGAGUGUACUUACUAGAGAGCAAGUUUUGUAGCCACGAUGGUGACGCCCAGGGCUAGUCCCCAGGCGUAGUAUUUUAUGAUGACAUCGAUCCCAUUCACAUUGGCUUUGAGGCGGAAAGACUAGCGUAGAUAGUUGAACUUGAAUUCGAUGAUGCACCUUUCACUCCAA